AUGACCAACAGUUCUACCUUCUGCCCAGUUUACAGAGACCUGGAGCCAUUCACAUAUUUUUUUUAUUUAGUUUUCCUUGUUGGAAUUAUUGGAAGUUGUUUUGCAACCUGGGCUUUCAUACAGAAAAACACAAAUCACAGGUGUGUAAGCAUAUACUUAAUUAAUUUGCUUACAGCCGAUUUCCUGCUUACUCUGGCAUUACCAGUGAAAAUCAUUGUCGACUUGGGCGUGGCACCCUGGAAGCUGAGGAUAUUCCACUGCCAAGUAACAGCCUGCCUCAUCUACAUUAAUAUGUACUUAUCAAUUAUCUUCCUAGCAUUUGUUAGCAUUGAUCGCUGUCUUCAGUUGACAUACAGCUGCAAGAUUUAUCGAAUACAAGAACCUGGAUUUGCCAAAAUGAUAUCGGCUGUUGUAUGGUUAAUGGUCCUUCUUAUAAUGGUGCCAAACAUGAUCAUUCCCAUCAAAGACAUCAAGGAAAAGCCCAACGUGGGUUGUGUGGAAUUCAAAAAGGAGUUUGGAAGAAACUGGCAUUUGCUGACAAAUUUCAUAUGCAUAGCAAUAUUCUUAAAUUUCUCAGCCAUCAUCUUAAUAUCUAACUGCCUUGUAAUUCGACAACUCUACAGAAACAAAGAUAAUGAAAAUUAUCCAAAUGUGAAAAGAGCUCUCAUCACUAUACUUUUGGUGACUACAGGCUACAUCAUAUGUUUUGUUCCUUAUCACAUUGUCCGAAUCCCAUACACCCUCAGCCAGACAGAGGUCAUAUCUGACUGCUCCACCAGGAUUUCACUUUUCAAAGCCAAAGAGGCCACACUGCUGCUGGCUGUGUCCAACCUGUGUUUUGAUCCGAUCCUGUACUAUCAUCUCUCAAAAGCUUUCCGCUUAAAGGUCACGGAGACGUUUGCUUCACGUAAGGAGACCAAGGCUCAGAAAGAAAAAUCAAGUUGUGAAAACAAUGCAUAA
Molecule: messenger RNA, 960 nt
Organism: Balaenoptera ricei (Rice's whale)
Lineage: Eukaryota; Metazoa; Chordata; Mammalia; Artiodactyla; Balaenopteridae
Gene: GPR171
Product: G protein-coupled receptor 171
Exons: 1
Coding region: 1-960 (319 amino acids)
Biological process (GO): G protein-coupled receptor signaling pathway
Cellular component (GO): membrane
Molecular function (GO): G protein-coupled purinergic nucleotide receptor activity
Source: RefSeq, a predicted model, not a curated record